AUAUUUUAUUUAUUUUUGAUUGUGUUUCUUUAGUUGUAAAAUAAUGGAACAUUUUGACAAGGCCAGUUGUAGUUUAGCCUUAAAAGUUCUGUCUACUGUGAGUGGAGGUUUGUUUGCUGGCGCUGCUUUGUAUGUUGAUUGUGUUGAAGCUCCAGCUCGUCGAACUCAUGAUGCAGCUUUAGCUAUUACAAUCUGGAAGCCAUCGUUUAUACGAGCUAAAAAUUUGCAGACAAAAAUGUGUCUUAUUUCAGUUGCUUCUUCAUUUGGUGUAUAUUUUUCAAUGCGUGGAUCUGGAAAAUGCCCAAUGCCAUGGUUAGUUGCUGGUACUACUAUGUUUGCUAUCAUACCUUACACAUUAAUAUUUAUAAGGCCAGUGUAUACCGAGCUCUUGGAAACUGAAAAAUGUAUUAGUGUUAAAGGUGAUUCGUGGAUUACUGAGAACUUAAAUUAUUGGAGUAAACUUCAUUCGGUUCGAACUGUUGUGUCACUUGGUGCAUUCACUCUAAUGGCAUAUGCUCUCUCUAAGUCCUAAAUUAAAUGAUUUUUUAUAAUUUUAUAAGAAACCAUAUGCUUAUAAAGAAAAAAAAUGAGCAAAAUUUAAA
Messenger RNA from Hydra vulgaris (swiftwater hydra), 602 nucleotides. RefSeq lists its product as uncharacterized. The record is from RefSeq and is a predicted model, not a curated record. NCBI's taxonomy places the organism in Eukaryota, Metazoa, Cnidaria, Hydrozoa, Anthoathecata, Hydridae.